Molecule: messenger RNA, 1008 nt
Organism: Geodia barretti
Lineage: Eukaryota; Metazoa; Porifera; Demospongiae; Tetractinellida; Geodiidae
Source: the annotation of a GenBank genome assembly
ACGGAGCAGAAGCUGAAAGCGAAGCAGGAAGAUGGCGACCGGAGGGCAGGGAGAGGUGACGCUGCUUGCCACCUACUGCGGCAAGAGGCUGAGUCUGACAGUCCCAACCAGCGCCAAGGUGGGCGACGUCGUGCAUAAGGCGGUCGAGACGCUCAACCUACGGAAGGAAGACCUGCCACUCUCGCUCCUCUACCAGGGCGACCCCAUCGACGACAUGGCACCUCUGGAGGUGGCGCUGGCGAAAAUGAAAGGAGUGACUGCCAUUCAUCUGGUGAAGAGAAGCGUUCAGACCUCCGGGAAGACAACGGUCCACAAGAGCAAUGUUACCCGUGAAGCACCUGCGAAGACGCGUAAGAUAGACCCAUCUGGCAAUCAGUGCUCCAGUUGCAAAGAGGAAGGAGGCUUCGAACGCCAGUCAGCUGAGCCCGUGGAUCAUUUUGACGGGGAGUACCCCAAAGAGCGGAUCAUCGGGACUUGCAACAUGUGCAAGAAGACUGACGUACUGCCCAACAUCAGUUUCCAAUGUGUGGCCUGCGAGGAAAGGGACCAGGCCAUCCUCCGGCAGAUCAGGGACAACAUCCACGAUAUUCCCUGCAUGAAGUGCUCCUUGAGGCAGGAAAUUGUGAUCCAAUGCCGCUCCAGUUGUGUCAAUUGCAUGUUUCUCGUCCAUCUUCCGCAACAUGUGUAGAGUGAACUAGACAACAACUCUUUCGGAAACUUCGAGGGUUUUUUGCUAUCUCUCUGCUGCCCAGCAAAUGAAGCCGAUUUAAAGAUGUUCCCCAUUCUGGAUCCUCAUCAUUUCAAGAUUGUGGCACGAGAACCCUACCAUGGAUAGAACCUAUUAACAAGAGGUCAAAACACCAAAUCGUUGGACAAACUAUCUUCCUUCUGGAGACUACAUUCCUGUGUCCCUGUAAAAAAGAUAUAACAUGUACAUUCUGCUCGUCCUGCCAUCACAUGAGCCAGUCAAGCACAAGACGCUUCAACAAUCCUGCGCAUGACAAAAGU